UCCUCCUCAUCCUUCUCUUCCAAGCAGCGAGCGAGGCAGGUUGCCGAAGCGAAGCGAUCUAGGUUGACGCUAGCUGCCCUACUGAGCUACAAGUCUGCAAUCGUCUCUUGUUGUUUAACUAUAAGAGAUGGAAAAUGAUUCUCUCGCAUCCCUGGAUAUUCUUAGAGAUGUGUAUCGCAUGGCGAAUUUUUUCAUGAAGCAACUACGGACCCCGGAAAGAGAAUCGGUGGAAGCCAUCCAGGCGACGAUCUUUCGAGUUCCUGAUAACAUCCGCAGAACCAAUGCCGAUUCUUUUGAACCAAAGAUGGUCUCUCUCGGCCCCUACCACCAUGGAAAGCAACGCUUUCGAGCAACGGAUGGAAGGAUCAAAUUGCCCAAUGCCACCAACUUUUUCAAGCGCACCAUCCGCAUGGACAUGGAAAUAGUGGAGCGCACUGUCGAGCGAUUCAAGGAGUGGGAGCCGCAUUUACGGUGUGUCUAUUCGGAGCAGAUCAACAUGACCAGCAAUGAGUUCGUGGCGAUGAUGAUGCUCGACUGCACUUUCGUGGCCGAGUUUCUACGGGAGCAAGCCGCGAAGUGGUAUGGAAAUGGAACACAGGAGAAAGACUACUUGUGGAAGUGGGCAGCUCCAUCGAUUGUCCACGAUAUGUUGGUUGCCGAAAACCAGUUCCCUCUUGGUCCCCUUCUUUAUCUCUUCAAUCAGUGCACGGAUGAUUCGCUUCACCAUCCUCCCCUAACGGAAUUCCUCUGUCAUGAUCUCAUGCUGCAAAUUCACCGAAACCUCUCUUCACCCUCCACCUUGGCCUCGACCUCGAACGUUAGUAGCUUUAAAGCAAAUUCUCAUUUGCUCCAUCUUUUUCAUGGAUGGCUUGUUAGCCAGCUGCAAAGAAAGGAGAAACAUCUGGACACCGUCGACUUACCUUCCUUCCCGAGUGCUGAGGUGCUCGAAGCAAUGAGAAUACAAUUUACAAAUAAGACCGAUGGCAGUAGCUUCUUGGACAUCACUUUUGACGAAAGCAAGAGAUCCAUGGAGAUUCCUCAACUCGAUCAUCAACGAUGACAACAUCUCCCUCCUCCGGAACCUCAUCACUUUCGAGCAGCAAUGCGAUGAGGUCGACAACUACAUCUCCGCGUAUGUUUGGUUCAUGGACUGCUUGAUAAACACUGACAAGGACGUGGCGGUGCUCCGGAAACAUAAGAUUGUGAGCAAAUAAUCCGGAUAAAUUCAAAUAAAUCGGACAUGAUAAGUUUUAGUUAUAACGUUUCGUUUAAUAUUUUUGAUAACUUAGCCUUUCCUAGUUUAUAGCUUACGUGGCAUUAUUUCUAUGGUUUAAGUGAUGUAAGAUCUUAUCACUUGUGGUGUAUAUAUACAACACAAAUGUGAAUGGAAACAGCAGCACGGCAAGAUUAA
Zingiber officinale is the source of this 1411-nucleotide messenger RNA. RefSeq names its product putative UPF0481 protein At3g02645. The record is from RefSeq and is a predicted model, not a curated record. The transcript is spliced from 2 exons. NCBI's taxonomy places the organism in Eukaryota, Viridiplantae, Streptophyta, Magnoliopsida, Zingiberales, Zingiberaceae. Bases 128 to 1060 code for a protein of 310 amino acids.